This is a messenger RNA of Trematosphaeria pertusa, 1100 nucleotides long. RefSeq lists its product as uncharacterized. The transcript has a single exon. The coding region runs from base 373 to 969 and encodes 198 amino acids. NCBI's taxonomy places the organism in Eukaryota, Fungi, Ascomycota, Dothideomycetes, Pleosporales, Trematosphaeriaceae. The record is from RefSeq and is a predicted model, not a curated record.
UUUAGCCCUACGAAGGCAUGAUGCACGCUCUGCUUCCAAGGUCCUCGCCAUGGCAACGCAGCUCAUCAUCGUUGAGAUUGGAAGCGGCGAUUUUCCCUGACUCUUUGCGGGAGUCUUGCGAGAAGUUCUGAAAAGUCGUUCCUUCCUCCCUUGCUCUUUCCUCCAUCUCGAUUGUUUGCAGCGUUCAGCCAGCCCAACCACCGCCAGCACCUCCCCCACCACCGCUCCACGCCAGCCAUCGCAUCCACAUACCCUUCUAGGUCUCUGACGUCCAACCACAUUACGUCAAAGAACGCCAUCCCCCACCACUCUCACUCGAGGGACCGAAAACGAUUGCAACUGCAGCUCCCCUACCGCCCUCCAACCUUCGCCAUGGUUACCCUGCGCGCACCCUCCAGCCUACCUACGACCGAAGAGUCGCCCUCAAUCCCGCCUCCCACGUUGCAAUGGCUGUAUGGCACAUGGAGUGUUACCCAUUCCACGCUUCCCAUGUGGAAAAAAAACCGCAAUGUGCGCAUCACAUACACACCCAUCCCUAAUACUUCUCCGCAACAAAUCGACGACCUAGUCAGCUACCAGCCGCUCAAGUCAACCUCUCUCAAGAAGGUCCACGGCGUCGAUAAGCCCUUCGCGGUCCCGAAUACAAAGCCUGUGGAAGGCGGUGCCGACGGCGAGCUUGCAAGCCUGGCAUACCAAUGGCGGGGCAAGGGCUGGCUGGUGAUCGCGUCCUCGAAAUGGGAGAUACUUGGGUAUGGCGAGGAAGAAGACACGGGCAAAGCGUGGGUCGUCACGUAUUUCGCCAAGACGCUGUUCACGCCGGCAGGAGUAGACAUCUACUGCAGGAAGGGCAAGCUGAAGCCGGAGACGGUGGAGAGCAUCAAGGCGGCGUUGGCAGGCUUAGGCGGCGAGGUUGCGAAGCUGGCGUCGGAGGUGUUCGGGAUUACUAUGGAUGAGGACAGGACGGAUUAAUGGCUUCGAAAGGUGAACAUGGACGGUGGAGAGGGUCCUACUGAUCGUAUACUCGGAUGAUACCCCUAGGCGCGCACAUUCAUAGCCUUCUCAAAACACUCAGUACUACAAUGAAAUACAAUACAUGGUAC